Molecule: messenger RNA, 9549 nt
Organism: Petromyzon marinus (sea lamprey)
Lineage: Eukaryota; Metazoa; Chordata; Hyperoartia; Petromyzontiformes; Petromyzontidae
Product: RING finger protein unkempt homolog
Molecular function (GO): metal ion binding
Source: RefSeq, a predicted model, not a curated record
GAAGGGAGUGAGUGUGUGGUGUGGGCGUGUUCGCGACGGAGCCGCCGCCGCUGCUGCCGCCGCCGCAGCCGCAGGAGGCAGCGCCGAGGGGGAGGCGGCGCGCGGGCCCAGGCCACGGGGCCCAGGCCACGGGGCCAUGCCGAGCCGCGGGGCCCUGGCCACGCCGAGCGAGAGGCCGCACCACUACACGUACCUGAAGGAGUUUCGCACGGAGCAGUGCUCGCUCUUCCUGCAGCACAAGUGCACGCAGCACCGGCCCUACACCUGCUUCCACUGGCACUUCCUGAACCAGCGGCGACGCCGGCCAAUUCGCCGGCGCGACGGCACCUUCAACUACAGCCCAGACGUUUACUGCAGCAAGUACGACGAGACCACGGGGGUCUGCUUGGACGGCGAUGAGUGCCAGUACCUGCACCGUUCGACCGGCGACACAGAGCGGCGCUACCACCUGCGCUACUACAAGACGAGCAGCUGCAUUCACGAGACGGACGCGCGCGGCCACUGCGUCAAGAACGGCGUGCACUGCGCGUUUGCGCAUGGCCCACAGGACCUGCGCCCUGCCGUCUAUGACAUCCGGGAUCUGCAGGCCCAGGAGGCGGUGCAGAACGGCCAUGCCGCCGGCGGGGAGGUGGGCUCCGAGCUGCUGUCGGUGGCUGCCAGCCAGACCAUGAUCGAGCGGGCCCUGGGGGAGGACCAGCGCUGGCAGGACUCCAACUUUGUGCUGGCCAACUACAAGACGGAUCCGUGCAAGAAGCCCCCGCGGCUGUGCCGCCAGGGCUACGCGUGCCCCUACUUCCACUCGAGCCGCGAUCGCCGGCGCAACCCGCGGCUGCACAAGUACCGGUCUGUGCCGUGCCCCAGCGUGAAGCAGGGCGAGGACUGGAGUGAACCUGACAAGUGCGAGGUCGGGGACGAUUGCCAGUUCUCGCACACGCGCCCCGAGCAACAGUUCCACCCCGAGAUUUACAAGUCGACGAAAUGUAACGACAUGCAGCAACUCGCCUUCUGUCCCCGUGGCCCCUUCUGCGCCUUUGCACACCUAGACCAAGUGCCCUUGGCAGACUCUACCGAACAUGCUCUGGUCUGUGCGCAAGCCCCGGGCAGGCAGAGCCUCGCCUCGCCAUCUCCACCGUCGCGCUCCUCCGGAGGCUCCCCCGCGCCGAGCCUGUCCAGCGGCGGGGGCUUGGGCCCGGCGAUGCCCCCGGGCUCCCCCGCGGCGACGUCGCCCCCGUUGCGCUCGCCGUUGCCGUCCCUCUCCGCCGCGGUUGGCCCGCUGGUGGCUUCUUUAUCCCCGACGGCGGCCUGCAGCUACCAGAAAGCGCCGGGCUAUGAGCGCGAGGACCAGGCUAAGCUGCAGAAGCAGCACGAGCUACACACCUACUGUGGUAACCUGCAGGAGCAGGAGGACAUACAGAACACGCACAGCCUCUUGCGGGCGCUGCCCGUGGGCUGCCCGACAGGGGGCAGCCUGCCCUUCGCGACCGUUAACCCACUGCCCACCAACGCUUCCACCAUGAAUGCCAAGGCCAUGCCCUUCUACCCGCCCUCCAACACCGUCGACUCGGUCAUCGGCUCGGCGCUGGCUGACCUGGACCUCCACGACUACGCCGUGACGGCGCUGGAGCGAGACCUGGGCGGUGGCAGCGGUCUCCUGUGCUGCACUGGCUCUCCCGGUGCCGUCGGGGAGAGGCUGCACGGCGAGCGCUCGGCGGCCCAGCUGGCGACGCGACCAGAGCUGCCACGGCCCGGCCUUCCCGCGCUGCCCACAACUCCCAAGCACUUGCCCACCAUCCACGACACGCAUCUGCACGUGGACGCCAUCGGCAGUGAUCCACCCAACGGGGCGGGCGGCUGGAAGCAGUUUGCAACGGGUGGGCCGCUGAGCUCGAGGUUCUGUGUCGGGCCCGCGGGGGUGACCAUCAUGCAGCAGCAGCAGCAUCAGCAGCAGAGGCUGAGCGACGCCUCUCAGGAACUGUGGCACCAACCCCAAACGAGCUACGAUGCUUGGCGGCGGCGGCGGCGUCGGGCGGCGGCGGAGGAGGAGGAGGAGGCGCAGAGCGCGGCGCGGCCGGGCAACGGCGAGCCGCAGGCCGUGCCGCCGCGGGAGCGAGGGGCCCAGCACGGCGACCCCGGCGCGUCCCCGCUCGGCGGCGCGCGUGCCGGGCCUCGAGCCGCCUCGCGCCACGCCGUCGCCGACGUGGAGAUGCUGUCGCUACCCGCCAUGCGCGCUCUCAAGACGCGGCUGGAGGUCGACCUGGAGCUGCUGGAGAAAGCGAUGCAGGAGCAGCAGGCGCGGCAGUGCCUGGCCUGCGAGGAGCGCCCCCGCAGGGCCGUGCUGCGGCCGUGCCAGCACCGCGUGCUGUGCGAGGAGUGCGCUCCCCGCUCCCUCGAGUGCCCAUGCUGCCGCACACGCAUCCUCGGCUACCACUGCACCGCCUCCGCCUCCUCCACGUCCUCCCCCGCCAGCGACGGGGGUCGCUGAGCUCGAGGACCAAGCCGCCACGUCGCCGCCAUCAACCGUAGUAACGGGCGGUAGCCGCGGCCGCCGCGGCCGCCGUGUCCGGGCGUCGCCGGUGUGGGUCGAAGGGCCCGCGUCGCGUUUUAAGAGAGCGGCGCCUUCAGCGCGAGGGUUCCCAACCGCACGCCAACACCGCGACGCUCAAGACCGUCGUGUUUUUAAUGUCUUCAGCCGAAGCAGACGGUGCACGUGGUGAUGCAGCUUUGUGUUUCUCACCCCCCCACGUUUCACGCGACUGCUCUCCCACCCCCCCCCCCCCCCUUACCAAUGACAUCAUCAAAGUGCCAGUUUCACAGAACACGCGUUGUCGAUGAGACUCUGUUUUAAUCAAAAACUAAUCUUGCCUCGUUUUAAAAUAUGCACAGCGUGCGAACCUCGUUCGUGCGGCACAAAACUCGCAUACGUCACGUGUAAGCGUUACGCUGUGGGUUGAAGGACAAAUGGUGGCCGGAUGCAAAAUACUCAAAUGAAUUACCGUAGCACGUAUUAAUGCAUCCAUCUUGUCACUGGCCAAAGCGCGGAGUGUUGAAAAUUUUUUUUUUUUUGCAACACUUCAACGUAAACUUUUUUUUCCCACCCCCCGGAAGUUGAGCGCAACGUCACGGAGGCGCCGGUUCUGUCAGCCUCUCGCUGUCGAGGCGGCCGCGGUGGCCGACGGUGUGACGGCCGCGGUGCCAGCAGGUUCAUUCGUCACACUCUUUUUGCACUUUACUGGGCGCGUGAGCAUAGUUGCCGUCCCUUAACGAGAGCAGACCACGUGUGCGAGUCACACACGCAAAGGCGGAAAGUUUCCCGUCUCGCUGUGCUUCAGGUUAAUCCACGUGGGUUGGUGUUGCGGACAUGUCAGUUCUGUAAAUACUCAUCGACGGGGGGGGGCUGUAACCGAUUCCUCGAGCUCGCGAGUCGCGGGUUUUUCAGAUUCGUCCUUUUCUGCGACCCUCUGCAGCCAGCCACUGGGGCGGGGGCGGGGGGAGUGGGGCGCUACGUUCGGCGAAUGUUAAAGACAAAAAUCAAUUUCUUGAAUCGAACUGUGAAUCUGUUUCACGACAAUGAGUUGUGUGCAGCGCGGCAUUAUCGCUCUCCACCUCGGUCAACGAGCAACAUUGGUUUAUCCAUCCUGCAGAGUCAUUUCCAUGCAGUACAAACACCCACACAGUACUUAUAAAUGAAGAGUUGCACAUCAGUUGAUCUUUGACAAACCGAGUACAAUGUAACAAACACUUUGAACUGUCGUAUUUUAAAUAUAUAAUAUAUGUUAGUUUUGUAGAUCAUGUGAGUGCUACAGAUUGAUAGCCAUUUGAGGACUUGGCGUGUAUGACAUUGCUUCACUUUAAUUUUUCUUGGCUACAUAUUAUAUCAUCAAGCUGGGGGACGGCGACGGCGACUAAAGAUCCUGCGUCGCAAUAGCCUCUUUUAUUUUCGAUAAACAAAAAAAGUGUUCCAUGUCGAGGUUGGUUUCAACGGUGCUGUAUCCCUCGCACACAGUCGUAGUAGCAUAGCACGCCGGCGUAGGCCGGGUUUCUCCGUCUAGCAAUGACUGCAACGUGGAGGGAAUUAAGGCGUGCCUGGUCUGCCACUCUCAAGUCUGUUCCGGCGCCUUUUUAAAGUUUUUUUUGUGUUUUUGCACAAGAGACGUGCUCUCGAGCUGGACGGAUUGGGGGGGGUGGGCGCAUCUUGUCAUUGUCGUGGUAACCAAGAGCAACAUUGGCCGACCUUGAGCGUGCGUGAUGGCGAGGGGAUUUCUUUAUUAAUAAGAAAACUUGUGCGUAUUUAUGACUUUAUUUAACACACCUAGUUAUAUUUUACAGACUUUAUUACUUUUGCCUUAUUAAAUGCCUCUGCUUUUUUUUAAUAUAUAUGUGCGUCGCAGGCACCCUCUGCCUGCCUCUAUAUUCCUUGCUAGACUGGGCUGCGCUGGCCAGAGGGGAGGGCAGGGAUUUGGGCCUCCCAGCUUCUGCGGUAUUAAUGAUUUAGACACGGGCCCUCAUUCCGUUUUAAUUUGCGUCUGUGAUCAUAGAACAGAACAGAAGCAUCCAUGCAGCGCACCAUUCCCCACAUAGGCAACAGCAGCGUGAGGUGAACCCUGAUCCUGGAAGUACCUGCUGCAGUAUCCACAUUUUAUUAAUGCAAUAUAAUCGGACUUAAUGAUGCCCUUAUUGACACCUUGUGUGUAUUAAUGAUGUGUGUUGAUACAUCCGUGUGUUGUAUACUUUAAAUGGAGUCUGUUAUAGGUGUCUGUUUAAUGGAAUUUGAGGGUCCUCUUUUGAGAGAGAAUUUCCUAAUCGCAUUCACGCAACUUUGUAAAAAUUAAAUAUUUUAGACGUCAUUUUUUCAUAGUAUAAACUAUAACUACUGUAUAAUGGCAAACGAACGUUUGUAACUCGUGCUGUAUACUACGCACUGGCCGGGGGCCUUUUUUUUUUAACUACUUUUAACUGUUGUGGUGCGGUCGGCACCGUAUUGCCCGUAACACUUAAACAGUAUUCAAUGCGAAAUGCAAUUCGUCGAAUGCUAUUCCGGUGGCGAGACUAGCGCCACCGCGGUGUGGUCUCCGCCGCUCUGGCGCGCUCCCCCGAGCCGCCUCCUCCGCUCGGGUCUCACCACGGGGACCCUGGCCCCCACCGCUGCCGCCGCGGCGCGGUGAUGAAACAACGGUCUUGAGCUCGCACGAGAAAGUACCGGCCCCUUUGUAGUCUUUCGCCUUUCUUCCGGCCGUUUAGUUCUUGCAGCCGCUUUUUUUCUUUUCAGAGUUUGUGUAUAUAUAUUAAAAAAAAAUAAUCCGCGGAAAAACGACGAUGAGCAUUUCGACUUGUGAUGCGCCGCCGCACAGUGCUCGCUCGCUCGUUCUUCAAGCGAGGGAACGACUCGGAGGGCCCGAGGAGGGGCCCUCCGAGUCGGUGAGCCGGCACCAGAAACUGCCCAAGCUCUACGGUCCUCUCUUUGUAUUAAGAUCUUCCCAGCCAAUGAAUGUGCUAUUUUGAAUGAAUGAACGAAUGCAAGGGUGGGGAUGGGGGGGGUGGUGGUUGUUGAGGGAGCGUCGGCUGUCGUUGGCAUAUAACUAACACGGCGGUUACGGCGAUCGUGGCGAACGCAGCAGCGUACAGUGUGGGGGGGGGGGGGCUUUGUUUGCCCCCUUUUCUGCAAUUCACAGAGCAGAGCAAUUGGUCUUCCACCCCACAGGGAAGAGGAAGGGUAGAGAGUCGUGGCCCUGGUAGCUUUUUUUAUUUGUUGCGUAGAGAGAGGCGUGCCAACAGGGCAGGCAUUUCUCGAAGCCCCACACAUAGACAGGUGUUUAUUUUUGCUUUGUUCGCAGAUAUCGUGAAGGGUUUUGCCGAUUCCUUGACCCUGUGUGGAUAAUAGGGUUUGCAGGUAGGAGGAUUUUGAUGAUUUUUUAUUUUAUGAGUGGCCCACAGCGAGUUCUGGUCUGGAUCGUAUUCAUUCCAGUUGUUUCAUAAUGCAUCCAAUCAUUUCUUAAUAAUACAUAUUUGAAUUUAUAUCAACGAUCAUGUAAUUCCUUUUAACCAUUUCAUUCAGAAAAAAUAUAUUUUAGAAUGACGAGUAAACCUUAAUUAAAUACGAAUGUGUUUUUAAAUAAAUUUUAGCAAUAUUAAAGUAAUGUUUACAAUAACAAUUAUCAAUAUGAGGCAAGGGGGGCCCUCGCUGUCGCAGGAGGGCUGAUGUAUGCAUGCGAUUCCUCUGCGUCCAGGGCAGCGCGUGUUCCGUAGUUUCUGGGGACCGGCUUUGUGAGUGGUUCCUCUUGUAAGUGCACGGGCAUUGGGGGUGAAGAGACUCUUCGUUUGAGUCGUAAUUAAAACAAAUGUGGGGUCAGAACGCGUAAAAUAAAAAUGUGUGAAGUUUAACUUCUUUCACACCGUACGUAGCCGACCGUGCUAAUCGGAGAUGCCCGGGGGAAGGAUAACGUAUUGAAAAGAAAAGGCAGUUGUAAGGAAAUUAGUUUUCAAUCGAGAUGAUUUUAAAGCCCAUAGCUCCCAGUGGCUUCCUAAUAUCGGAAAGAAGAGCAUUCCAGACGGCCCGCAGAAGCGCACCUGAAAGCGCGCGAUGCGGUGACGCUCGACCUAAGCCAAUGAGUGAAGUUGUCGCGUGAACCAACGUGGCAGCCUGUUUUCUACUUCAGCUCUCCGCUGUGUUGGAGAGCCACAAUCCUGGCAACUGCCUGAUGAUGCUGGUGCUUUGUCACCAGCAGCGAAACGUACGCAAUUGUUAAAGACGUCUGGAUCGCUCUCUAACACACCCGGGGUGCUGCGGCAGCGAUAAGCUAGCACGUUUUGUUCACGUAACUGGCUGUCAGCUGGAGGAGGGUAUAGGACACGCACUUUACUUGCGCGAACUGAUCUGAAAGUCGUUUACGAAUCGUAACAUUGGUCGCUAAAGCCCAAGUCUGCUCAAAGAUUCGAUUACCGAUUUCUGUGCCAUGAUAGAGAAUUUACAAGUUUUUUUUUUCAUCCGCCGUCCUGAAUAAUUUCCUGGACAAUUUGUGGUUGGCGAGAAUAAUUGCAGGGCCAUCUCCUCGACAAUUGUAUAUAUGGAUACUUGUGCACGCUGCAGUUACUGUAUUGACAGAACAUAGACGAAUGUGCGUGACCGAGUGGCAUCUUGGCCUUGCGCAAGUAGAAACAGUUUCUUCUGCAACUGUGAAUCUCGCCGCAAAGGCUGUUAAGUAGCCAACCUAUCCAGCCAAAUACACGAUGGCAAAGCGUAAUGAAUCGCUGCGGUCGGGUCAACGGCGGCUUGGCUUCACAAUCCGCACGGCAGGCACAAACACACCAAGAAGUGGAGACAAUUCAAAGGCUUUGGUGAGCUGUGAGAUGCAUUUUAUUUGUGUGGUAUGUGGCGAGCUCUCUUCACUCGAUUGUCUGUGAGUGCCACCGUGCCACCGGACAUUCGUAAAAGCAACAUUCCUGUGCCUUUUUUCUUGGACCACAUCCAAACAGUUUAUAUUAAGCAAUAGAUAAUAUUAGAUAAGAUGAUAAGAACAAAUAUUUUAACUGUUUAUCUUUAUUAAAAUAGAAAUAUUCUUAAUGCAUUAUUUAAUGAGUAAAAACAAUAAAAUAAUGGAAUUGAUAUAUGUAUAAGUUUAUUCCUGGUUCGAUUUAACAAAUGUUGAUUACUUUUUAGAGCAUAAAAUAAAUAAUGUAUUUUAUAUAACCAAAUAGAAAUACGUGAAUUUAGAAUUCUAAUAAUACUAAUAGCAGUAAUAUAAUAGUGAUAUUGGGUUGUAAAGUAGAAAGUGGGGAUGAUUGUGUUAAUGAUUUGUACGAGAUGAGGUGAGGUAAAGCGGAUGAAGAAGAGUUCUCUGUUACAAUGGAGACCUGCAAAAGCCUAAACCAUGACUGGACCAUUGGUAAUCACGUUUUUUAAUAAUUGAGUAGUAAUUGCACAAGUCUUGCCUAUGGAGUUACCGAGUGGUUUCAGUAAAUCAACUCGUGAUAGUCUGGCUCGGUCUCGGCCCGUGUCACGACAUUUAGCAGUAUUACAGUAACCAAGCGCUUUGAUCUUCCUUGCAUCUAAAUCGUUGCUUGUCAACCCGUUUCAGUCCACGGCGCUCACGUUUGGAGUUUGCCUGAUCUUCGCGGCGCGCUGAACCUAAAGAAUCCGUUUUGACGAACUGCGCGAGGUCGAGGCAGCCGAGAGGGCCCGGGGUGGUGGCUGACGUGGAGAGGAGAGUUCCGUCUGUCCCAGCUUGCAAACGGAGAAGGAUCUUUUUCCUUUGCUGUAAAUUGAGAAGAUGUUGCGGGCACACGGGUUGCCAAGCACUGAUCUAAACGAAUUGAAGUGACCCAAAUUUAUACCAAAAAAAAUAAAAAAACCUUUUGAGACAACCUCUUCGCAAUGAAGACCACCAAAAAUGUUGUCACACUGCGCGUGUGCAAGUAUUUGUGCCAGAAGGUGGCUACCGGUGGGAGCACAGCUUGGGCCUGACUUGACCAGGUCACACAGAGGCGGCUGCGUUUCGCAAGAGAACCACAAACACGGAAUGUAUUCUUUGAACUGAAUCGCGGCGAGUCGAGCGACAUCUGAACCGGCUGCACUGGCCGGCGUGUUUUUGAGUGGUCGGACAAAACCCCGAGGACCACACCGUGUGGAUGCCUUCAUCCAGCGGUGGACUUGAAAAAUGGCUGUCAAAACAUUUCCCUGCUUUUUUUUUUCUGUUACAAGCAAGUCGGCUUAUGACCUUUUGUGAUUUUUCUGAUCGUCAAAUUUGUACUCGACCCGAUAUUCGGCCAAAUUAUCCAAAUCGAUUUUCAGGUCGAACCGGAACCGCAAGUGUGUGCUCCCGCUGCUGUAGUCGCCAAUCAAAGUCAAAAGUCCUAGAGCCCUGCUUCUCACAACCUCUUAAAGCGAGCCGCGCUGUGGGACCGUGCCCGAGCCAUCUCGGGAGGCAGCGUGUCCGAUCUUCCACUGCGCGAACCCCGAGCCGAGCCACCGGCGUCACACAUCUGCUUGCACCGGCCUACGCAACGCACGCUCACAUUGAUUUAAUUCCGUCCCCAAGGACCCUGGUCAACCCCCCCCCCCCCCCCCGAGCUGUCUUGCGAGGUCGGCAUAAUGUUGGCAGUGUAUGUACGCUGAACUUCUUUCGCGCCGUACUUUGCCAACCGUGCGCCAAUUGGAGGUGCAAUGAUGCGGUUUUGGCUUCGUGGGGAGAAGCGUCCCGUACCCGGUUUGUGGGCCCCUCCCCUGGCGCGGCUCGGAUGUGCCAGGUGGAAAAAAGGGCAUUGUGCACGCGCUUGCCCGAAGCGGGUCCGGAGAGGCGCCCGAGCUCAAGGAAGAGAGCCUGGUUGACAGGAACGCAUAGGUGGGCCCUGAAUGGGAAAUUGACCACGCGUUUAGAGCUGUGAUCGUGGUGUUUUAGAUAGAUAUUGAUUUUUGUACUCUUUGACAUAUAUACUAGGAAUAUUCAAAUUUACAGAUUUUAAUGUCUAUUUCAAUUUAAUACAGUACUUUGAAUUAUUUACGUUAUUUUGUACUAUCGUUACAUUCUAGCUAUGAAUAAAACCGUUAUUAUAUUA